UCUGUCUAAGAUGAUCAUAUCCAUCCAUCUAUCCUCUUUGUAUAUAUAGAUAGGAAACGAAACUCAAACUCGUAAGUUUUAAGCAGAGCAUAAAUCCAGAGCAAGAAGAAGAAGAUGGGUUUGAAGGAGGAUUUUGAGGAGUAUGCUCUCAAGGCAAAAACAUUGCCGGAAUCAACAACAAAUGAAAGCAAACUUAUCCUUUACGGCCUUUACAAGCAGGCUACAGUUGGACCUGUCAACACUACCCGACCUGGUAUGUUCAGCAUGACAGAAAAGGCAAAGUGGGAUUCAUGGAAGAGUUUUGAAGCCAAGUCCAAGGAGGAAGCUAUGAAUGAUUACAUAGUAAAGGUGAAACAGUUACUGGAGGAGGCUGCUGCUGCUUCUGCUUAAUGAUAUUAUGCUGGAAGAAGAAGAAAUUUAGUUUUUCAUCUUUCUUUUCCUUAUUAAUAAUAAUAAAUCACCCAACCCAUCUUAUCUUUCUUAAAUUAUUAUUGUAAUUCAACUGCUUGUGUUAUUAUUAUUAUUAUAUUAUGGUUGUCUUGUUUUAUGAUCCAA
Messenger RNA from Impatiens glandulifera, 555 nucleotides. Its product is annotated as acyl-CoA-binding protein. The coding region runs from base 115 to 390 and encodes 91 amino acids. NCBI's taxonomy places the organism in Eukaryota, Viridiplantae, Streptophyta, Magnoliopsida, Ericales, Balsaminaceae. The transcript has 4 exons. Gene Ontology annotation, molecular function: fatty-acyl-CoA binding. The record is from RefSeq and is a predicted model, not a curated record. Gene Ontology annotation, biological process: fatty acid metabolic process.